This is a messenger RNA of Andrographis paniculata, 4739 nucleotides long. Its product is annotated as ABC transporter C family member 8. Bases 60 to 4406 code for a protein of 1448 amino acids. Gene Ontology annotation, molecular function: ATP hydrolysis activity; ABC-type transporter activity; ATP binding. Gene Ontology annotation, biological process: transmembrane transport. The transcript has 13 exons. NCBI's taxonomy places the organism in Eukaryota, Viridiplantae, Streptophyta, Magnoliopsida, Lamiales, Acanthaceae. Gene Ontology annotation, cellular component: vacuolar membrane; plant-type vacuole. The record is from RefSeq and is a predicted model, not a curated record.
GUGCGCAUGUGAGCGUCAUCACAUAAUUGAGGACUAAGGAGCAGGAAGCUUUUUGAGCGAUGGCUUCCGCAGCACCUUCAUGGGGUGGAAUUGUUGACGUUGAACUUUUGAGGAAGUUGAGAACUGUAUUGGACUUCGCGAAUCUAUUCAUCGCUUGUGUUUUCUCUCUGGUUUUGCUUAUUCGUAGGAGAAGGCAGACUAGAGAGUGCAGACGAGACUGGUUUGAUACAGCGGUUGCGAGCUGUUGUGCGGUCGUGUGCGUAGAGUAUUUCGGAGCAGACAUAUAUGGUAUUAUUGUUAAAACCAAUUAUGAACUGGAUGCUAUGAAUUGGUACUUAGUGUGCUCAAUUAGAGGACUAGUUUGGAUUCUGCUAUCUGUUUCUUUGCUCGUUCAAGGAUCCAGUUGGAUCAUUUCUGUUGUGAAAGCUUCGUGGUGGAUAAUCUUUUUUGUGGUCGUUACGGUGUUGAACGUAUUGAAUUUGGUAGAACUGCAUCGUCUAGAGAUUUUAGAAGUUGCGCCUUGGGCGGCAACAUUUUGUCUUUUUGUUAAUGGCGUUAGGAGUCUACGCAGGCUUAUUUCUCAAGAAGCUGCAGUCAAUGGCAGCUCCUUGGAGCCAUUGCUGGGGGAAGAGAGUGAGAAGAGUGAAUUUAGUUUAGGCAGCGCAUCACUGUUUGGUCAGCUGUCGUUUUCUUGGAUCUGUCCUUUGCUUCGGUUGGGUAGGUUGAGGCCUUUGAAUCUCGAUGACAUCCCGUCUCCAGGAUCCUCUGAAGACGAAGCAUUUUCAGCAAAUGAGAAAUUAAACAAAGCAUGGAAUGCAGUGGAGAAGGAAAAGGGCAGUUCGACAAAUCUGGUUUUUUGGGCUAUUACGAAGGUGUACUGGAAAAGCAUGGUGAUUGCUGCCACAUUUGUGUUUCUCAGGACACUUUCCGUAGUGACCAGUCCAUUGCUGCUUUAUGCUUUUGUCAACUUCUCAAAGCGUGAGAACAAAAGUAUGAAGGAGGGUGUUUCCUUGAUAGGAUGUCUGGUUUUUCUCAAGAUUGUGGAGUCCUUGUCCCACCGGCACUUCUAUUUCUAUGCCCGCAGAACAGGCAUGAGGAUGAGGUCAGCUUUAAUGGUGGCAGUGUACAGAAAGCAGCUGAAGCUCUCAUGUGCAGGAAGGCGUAAGCACUCAACUGGAGAGAUAGUGAACUACAUUGCAGUUGAUGCUUACAGAAUGGGAGAGUUUCCAGUGUGGUUCAACAUUGGUUGGUCUUCAGUACUUCAGAUUUUUUUAUCCAUAGCUGUCCUGGCUGCAGUUGUGGGGCUUGGUGUGCUACCCGGCUUAGUUCCAUUCAUCAUCUGUGGUUUUCUCAAUGUGCCAAUAGCUAAAAUAUUUCAAAAGUAUCAGACAGAAUUCAUGGUUGCUCAGGACAGGAGGCUGAGGUCCACAUCUGAAAUUCUCAACAGCAUGAAGAUAAUCAAGCUGCAAUCAUGGGAAGAGAAGUUCAAGUCCGUGAUUGAAUCUUUCAGAAGGAAUGAGUUCAAAUGGUUGUCGAAAACGCAGUACAUGAAGGCGUUUAGCACCGUGUUAUACUGGAUGUCACCAACUAUUGUUGCCUCGGUGAUCUUUUUCGGGUGUGUCAUCUUCAAGAGUGCUCCAUUGAAUUCAGCCACUGUGUUCACAGUGCUAGCUGCACUCAGAACCAUGUCCGAGCCUGUCAGAGUAUUCCCUGAUGCACUGGCCGCAUUGAUUCAGGUUAAGGUAUCCCUUCAGAGGAUCAACUCUAUUAUGCUUGAAGAUGAACUCAAGCAAGAAAAUUUGCUGGCACAAGAUUCAGACAUCUUAGUUAACAUUCAAGGUGGUUGCUUCAGUUGGGACACACAGACAGCUACUCCAACACUUACAGACAUCAAUCUGGAAACAAAUCCGGGACAAAAGAUUGCGGUCUGUGGGCCGGUUGGGGGUGGGAAGUCAUCCCUUUUAUGCGCCAUCUUAGGUGAAAUACCAAAAAUAUCAGGAACUGUGAAGAUCCUCGGAUCAAUGGCUUAUGUAGCACAAUCCUCGUGGAUUCAAAGUGGAACAGUGCGCGACAAUAUUCUCUUUGGAAAGGCAAUGGACAGGGCAAGAUACGAAGAGGCUAUUCGAGUGUGUGCUUUGGAAAAAGAUAUUGAAAGCUUUGAUUAUGGAGAUCUCACAGAAAUAGGCCAAAGGGGCCUGAACAUGAGUGGAGGACAAAAGCAGAGGAUUCAGCUGGCUCGAGCGGUCUAUAAUGACGCCGAUAUAUAUCUUCUUGACGACCCUUUCAGCGCAGUGGAUGCGCACACUGCAGCAUCCCUUUUCAAUGACUGUGUAAUGACUGCUCUAGCAAAGAAGACAGUGAUUCUAGUGACUCAUCAAGUGGAAUUUCUCAACAAUGUCGAUCAAAUAUUGGUUGUUGAAGGAGGACAAAUCACUCAAUCAGGAAGCUACAACGAACUUCUGGUUGCAGGAACCACAUUCGAGCAGCUCGUAUUUGCUCAUAAAAGUACAGUAGGCUCAUUAGACGCAUCAUCCGGAUCAAGCCAAUCCGAACAUCACACUACACAUUUGAAUCAAAUAGACCAUAGCAACAAGGCUUCUAUGAAAGAAGAAAGACACAUGGAAAUCACUUCAAAACCAGGGAAACAGCUAACAGAAGAAGAAGCUAAGGAAGUUGGCGAUGUCGGGUGGAAUACAUUCACAGAUUAUGUUUCGGUAUCAAAGGCAUUAGCCUGCUUUUCUGGCAUUGCAGCUAGCCAGUUCUUCUUCGUGGCCUUGCAAGCUGCUUCGGGUUUCUGGCUAGCAUUCGCCAUUCAGAAGAGUAUAACCAGUGUCAUUGUUGUUGGAGUGUACACUCUCAUUGCAUCCCUCAGCACACUCUUUGCAUUCAUGAGAACACUGUCUUCGGUUCUUCUAGGACUUAAAGCAUCUCGGGCCUUCUUCUCUCACUUUACAGACUCCAUCUUCAGUGCUCCAAUGCUCUUCUUCGACUCCACCCCAGUCGGGAGGAUAUUAACGCGCGCAUCAUCAGAUCUAAGUGUGCUGGAUUUCGACAUUCCUUAUGCACUGGGAUUUGUAAUAGCUGCAGCAAUGGAGCUCGUAGCAUCAAUUUCCAUUAUGGCGACAGCAACAUGGCAAGUUCUCUUUGUCGGCAUAUUUGCUAUGGUACUUUCACAAUACAUGCAGAGAUACUACCAAAAAUCAGCAGGGGAGCUGAUGAGAAUCAAUGGAACAACAAAAGCACCUGUCAUGAACUAUGCUUCCGAGACAGCGCUUGGAGUUGCCACCAUUAGAGCAUUCCGAAUGGCCGAUAAAUUCUUUUCAAACUUCCUGAAGCUUGUCGACCAGGACGCAAAAGUUUUUCUAGCCUCAAAUGCCGCCAUGGAAUGGCUUGUAUUGAGAACUGAAGCAGUUCAAAACCUCACCUUAUUCACUGCUUCUGUGUUCAUAGUCUUAGCUCCAAAGGGAUACAUUCCUCCAGGGCUCGUGGGACUCUCCCUUUCAUACGCCUUUGCAUUAACCGGGACACAGGUGUUUCUCGUGCGAUGGUACAGCAGUCUCACUAACUUCAUCGUUUCUGUCGAACGGAUCAAACAGUAUAUGAACAUACCACCAGAGCCACCAGCAGUCAUAGCUGAAAAGAGGCCACCAUUUUCAUGGCCUCAAAGAGGCAGAAUACAGCUGCAGGACUUGAAGAUACGCUAUCGUCCCAAUGCUCCAAUGGUUCUUAAAGGCAUCACAUGCACAUUCAGAGAGGGGGCAAGAGUGGGAGUGGUGGGAAGGACUGGAAGUGGGAAAACAACACUGAUAAGCGCCUUGUUUCGACUUGUCGAGCCUUACAGUGGACAGAUUCUUUUAGAUGGUGUGGAUAUUUGCAGCAUAGGUCUUAAGGAUUUGAGAUUGAAGCUGAGCAUCAUUCCUCAAGAACCCACUCUUUUCAGGGGUAGUGUUAGGACGAAUUUGGAUCCAUUAGGCCUUCAUUCUGAUGACGAGAUAUGGAAGGUACUGGAGAAAUGCCAGCUGAAGACUACCAUUAGUGAACUCCCAAACUUGUUGGAUUCUUCAGUGGGCGACGAAGGCGAGAACUGGAGCAUGGGACAACGGCAGCUAUUCUGUCUAGGAAGGGUUCUUCUGAGGAGGAACAGAGUCUUAGUUCUGGACGAGGCCACAGCUUCAAUCGACUCUGCAACGGACGCCAUUCUGCAGAGAAUAAUAAGAGAGGAGUUUGCAGAAUGCACAGUGAUUACAGUGGCGCACAGAGUCCCCACUGUCAUCGACAGUGACAUGGUUAUGGUCCUGUCUUAUGGUGAAUUGGUGGAGUAUGAUGAGCCUGGAAAGCUUAUGGAGACCAAUUCUGCAUUUUCAAAGCUUGUGGCUGAAUACUGGGCCAGCUGCAUUGGGAAUUAAUUAUGCAGCUUCAAGAUGAGAGACAUUGGAAAUUGCUGCAUUAUUCAGCUGCUCAAUAACAGCCGUUGGUUUGUGACUUGGCUGAUCGGACGGUUAGUUUGCUUUAUUCUUCAGCCUUGUUGAAGGUCAUUUUAGUCAACAUAAUAGUCCUACCAUUAUGUGUGAACUAAAUUUCAAAUAUAACUAACAAUAAUAAUAUCAUAUAUUAAAACUUAAUUAUUUCCUUCAUAUUCAUCGUAAACCUUAAAUUAAGAUGAGUGGUUCAUAUAAAAGGACCUUGGGGCUCCUUUAUUCAGUCUACGGCCCAUCUUCGCAUUAGAAAAUUUAGACAGU